Macadamia integrifolia is the source of this 2194-nucleotide messenger RNA. Its product is annotated as glucan endo-1,3-beta-glucosidase 11. Gene Ontology annotation, cellular component: plasma membrane. The record is from RefSeq and is a predicted model, not a curated record. Gene Ontology annotation, molecular function: hydrolase activity, hydrolyzing O-glycosyl compounds. NCBI's taxonomy places the organism in Eukaryota, Viridiplantae, Streptophyta, Magnoliopsida, Proteales, Proteaceae. The transcript is spliced from 2 exons. Gene Ontology annotation, biological process: carbohydrate metabolic process. The coding region runs from base 573 to 1814 and encodes 413 amino acids.
GAGUCCUGACUCUAUAUAGGCUGUUCGAUCUUCGAUCAGAGCCGUUAGGCACUUAGGCCAGCACAAAGUCGUACUCAUCGUCAUAUAUAAAUAUCUAACGCUACUUCACUGCAGCCCUUUACCGUUGCAGACCGACCAAUGCCGGAGUGGAUCACCGAUUCUUCGGAGGAUUGGACUGGUAAUAGGUGAAGCUUCUUCUUCCUAUUCACUCGCCGCCGCCGUCGCCGGUGCCCUUCUGCUACUCCAGUUUCUUGGAGUUUUAUGUUACUGGUCACUUCUAAUUUCUCAUCAUACUCAGUCUCUCGCUCGAGAGCUCAUUAGUCACUGCUUCGUAACGGCCGUUGUCGUAAAGCAGAGUCGACAGACGAAGUAUCUCCAUUAAUCCGGUGAUCUACAGCCAAAACGGCAGGGAGCGUCAAGAUUCUACCAAACAUUAGCUGACAUUCUUUAACGGUAGAUCCUGACGCCGAUGCCUUUUACGGUGGAUUCUUUAUGAUCUUCCUGCUCCACUGAGAAUCUGAGAUAGAUUUUACAUUGAUCGAUUUCCUUUUUUUAACUUUCUUGGUCCGUCAAUGAAGAUCUUUACUAGGCGUCACUCUUCUUUUCUCUUUGCUCUCGUUUCAGGUUUUGUACUUCCCUUGCUGGUUGCUUCCGUCGGCAUCAACUACGGUCAGAUCGCGGACAAUCUCCCCUCGCCGGAAAAAGUCAUCCCUCUGCUUCGAUCGAUCGGCGUCAAUAAAGUAAAGCUGUAUGAUGCAGAUCCUCGAGUACUUCAUGCCUUCGCCAACACCAGUAUUGAAUUCGUUGUCGCCGUCGGGAACCAAUACUUGGCGAAGAUGAGAGAUCCGGAGAAAGCUCGAUCUUGGGUGAAAACGAAUGUGCAGCCGUUCUUGCCAGCAACCAAAAUCACUUGCAUCACCGUAGGGAACGAGGUUUUAACACUUAAUGACACAUCUUUGACGGAGAACCUCCUCCCUGCAAUGCAGAGCGUUCACGCUGCACUUGUAAGCCUAGGCUUAGACAAGCAGGUCAGUGUUACAACUGCGCACUCGCUGGCGGUGCUCGAGAACUCCUAUCCACCUUCCGCCGGAUCUUUCCGCCAAGAUCUAACGGAGUACAUCUCUCCUAUCUUAAACUUCCAUGUGAAAACCGGUUCCCCCUUCCUCAUCAACGCAUAUCCGUUCUUCGCAUACAAGGGGAACCCAAAACAGGUCUCUCUCGAUUUCGUUCUGUUCCAGCCAAACCCAGGGGUUGUGGAUCCGGGCUCUAACCUCCGGUACGACAACAUGUUGUUCGCUCAGAUGGACGCCGUGUACUCUGCGCUCUCGUCGGUGGGAUUCAAGAAACUGCAGGUGCAGAUUUCGGAGACUGGAUGGCCUUCCAAGGGUGACGAAGACGAGGUGGGCGCGACUCCGGAAAACGCAAAAAAGUACAACGGGAAUCUGAUGAAGCUGGUGGCUCUGAAGAACGGGACGCCAUCGAGGCCAAACUCUGAUUUGAAUAUUUACGUUUUUGCUCUGUUCAACGAGAACAAGAAGCCGGGGCCGACAUCAGAGAGGAAUUACGGACUCUUCAAACCUGAUGGGACGCCGGCGUACGAGCUUGGAAUCGGCAGUACUACUGGAAGCGGUAACAGCAGUAACACAGGAAGUACCGGCGGUGGCGGACAUUCUGCAGCUCCGCCUUCGCCGACAAGUUCAUCAACCGGUUACUUGUCUAUAUCUUCUGCCGCGAUGGCUAUCAAACUUGAUUGUGUCUUCUUUCUUAUUAGUUUAGUUCUAAUUGUUACGCCGUUAUGGAGUUGGGGCGUUUGAUGGUGAUGAGACUACAGAGUUACAGUAGUCGUCGGAAAGUGAGAUCAGGUCCACUGUCGUGUCCAGUGUCCAGUGUCCAGUCACAGUCCACAGCCCACAGUCCACAGUCCAUACUCCACAUCACAUUAUAACGGUUGCGCACUUUUCUGAGGCACAUUUUAGCAAGAAGGCUGGUAGUGUGAUUGUGCGAAUGUGUGCUUACUGAUUAGUAAUUACUGAUGACUUCUAGAAAAAAAAAAAAGGCUCAGAUUCCAUGCUUAAAUUACUGAAAAAUAUCCCAUGUGUGGUGUAUGGUGUUUAGCUGGAAGCAUGGUUUGAGGUAUCAGGUAUCGCACAAAAAUCCUCUAUAAUCAAUUUAUCUGAGAUCAUACUUGACAUAA